Empidonax traillii (willow flycatcher) is the source of this 352-nucleotide messenger RNA. Its product is annotated as membrane-associated guanylate kinase, WW and PDZ domain-containing protein 1-like. The transcript has 2 exons. The record is from RefSeq and is a predicted model, not a curated record. Gene Ontology annotation, cellular component: cytoplasm. NCBI's taxonomy places the organism in Eukaryota, Metazoa, Chordata, Aves, Passeriformes, Tyrannidae. The coding region runs from base 53 to 352 and encodes 99 amino acids. Gene Ontology annotation, biological process: signal transduction. Gene Ontology annotation, molecular function: protein binding.
CCCCGCGCACCUGCCGAGCGCGCCCCGCGGGCGCGGAGGGUCGCGCAUCGCCAUGUCGCGGGUCGUGCAGAAGAAGAACCACUGGUCCAGCCGGGUGCGGCAGUGCGCGCUGACCCGCGGGCCCGGCGGGCAGCUGGGCUUCGCGCUGCUCGGCGGCGCGGAGCACGGCGAGUUCCCCUACGCGGGCGCGGCGGCGGCGGGGGACGGCGAGGCGGCGCUGAGCGAGGGGGAGCUGCUGCUGGAGGUGCAGGGGGUCCGCGUCUCGGGGCUGCCGCUCUACGACGUGCUGGAGGUGAUCCGGAGCUGCAAGGACCCCAUCGUGGUGAAAGCCGUCCGACAAGGAAGAGACUGA